Molecule: messenger RNA, 1713 nt
Organism: Amoebophrya sp. A25
Lineage: Eukaryota; Dinophyceae; Syndiniales; Amoebophryaceae
Source: the annotation of a GenBank genome assembly
AUUAAGCUUGGUAGUCCUUCUGAGGCUGCGCAUAUCCGCUUGAGUAUGCAAGUAAAACUGUGGACGGCGGAUCAAAUCCUAUCCUAUCCUAUAUAGUUCACUCUGGUCCCCAUCGUCCUGGCUAAAGGAUCUGAAGUUAAAAAGGUUGGUGAUCGGAUUCGCUUGAAUACUGAUGGUGAUCUCAUGAACGGCGCACCGUUGUAGAGAUGGAUUUCUUUGCUCAUAAUAAAACCAAAAUAGAAUGCAAUUAUAGUUAAAAUAUUAAUGAUUUUUCUUUUUCGCUUCUUCUACAUACAUAGGUGGAUCGCCCCCGAUCGACAACAAAUUAUAUUACUAAGAACGGGGCAGCGAUGCCGUCACCAGCUUGGAUUGAAAAUGUACCUGUUAAACAGCCUGAAAAUCUUCUGCCUCUGCUGAAAAAUUGCAAGAGCAGUUUAAUGACGACGACGACACCGAGUAGACACUAGAAGACGACAGGCUUAUCUUCACAUGGGUCAAGUGCAAGUGCUUUUCUUGAUUGCCAAGGACCUAUGAUAAUUCUACCUCAAGAACAUGAUCAUCCUGCUGCUACUCAAUUAUGCGAUCUAUGGCCACAGUCCAACUGGGACGGGAAACGAAUGAUUUUUAUUCUCCACCCAGUACUAUGCCUAUGAUGGUGAUCGAUCCGAUGGUAAUUUCUGCCAUUUUGCAACUUUGGUUCUGUUUAACGUGUACGUCUGCAACAAGAAAAUGUUUUAUUUUUUUUUACGGCAGUCGUGGUGCGACCACCACCAUUGCCAUACCGAUAUUUAAGUACAUAAAAGGAGGACUGGAUUAGGGCCGCAAUUUUAUUUAAAUUUGAAGUAUUGCUACCUACUGACCACGAAGAGAAAGACGUGACUGGUCCGGACAUGACACGCGUUCACGUUCUGAUUUGAGUCUCCGAAAGGUUUUAUUGCAGUAGUUUGGUGUCGAUUUUUGCGUUUUACUCUGGUCUACGUUCCUCUCUCCGUUUUGUUUCAGAGUUUCCUCGAUAGACCAACGUGGAAUCUUUGCCAUGUUCGAUGUGCAAUGAAGAUGCUACUAGCUGACUAUCAAUAAAUGCUGCAAUUGGGAGACCUCCAAGAGCAAGAUUAUGGAGACUUUCUCAAUGAAUGUAGACAGUGAGUGGAUCAACGAAGACGAUUUACAUUGAUUAAGAUCAUGCGAAUUUGACAAACCUAAUUAUCAGCUUUCAUUGUCAAGGCGCAGGCGGCCCGAAAAGACAAGAACUCCAAGAGGAACUUUUGCCAUCGUCAUCACGAGCAAUGAAAAACCGGAGGCCAACGAUGCGGCGGAUCAAUUUUAUCUACCUCAAUUAGGUGGAGGAAUUGGUCAUCGAUAUAAUGCUUGAGGCAUUGCGGUUUUCCGGAAUAAUAGGCUUGAAGGAAGGAUUAGGAUUUAUACGAGACGAAACGCGAGGGCGAGUGUCAGAAAGGGGCCGGAAGAUGAGAACUGGCACUCAACACAGAUGUUCAUGACUGAGUGAGGAAGUCGUGUGUAGAGAUGUUCGAGUUGAUACAAGAACAGAGAUUGAGACGAGGCGCUGAAAACGGAACCUCACCAAUGUACAAGAUGUAUGUGAGACGCUUCACUGUUGCGGCUGUUUCUCUUGUCUGGUGUGAUAUGUGUUGCCGCCGCAGCAAAAUAGGCAUUUUGAGCAGGAGGACAUGAUAGCGAUAUCCAAACUCAAAU